GACUAUACUGAGGUUAAGCUGUCAAAUGUGUAAGUUUUAAUCAAGUUCAGAUUUAUUGGCAUUCAACCAUACAGCUAAAUGAAACAUCGUUCCUGUGGGACUAAAUUGUGAAACACAGUAUACUGUAUACAGACACACACAGCAAGUGUAGCUACGAUACAGCACAUAUAGUUACAAUAAAGAAAAAUACAGCCACAAAAUAGGUUAACACGAGUCCAAGAGUGGCAUGGCCUGUAGAUUGAUGAUGCAUGGGAUGUUGUCCUGGAGCCCUGUUUCUGUAAGAAUGAGCACGCAGCAGUCCCUCAUCUCAUGCUCGGUCAGUUGUGGACGAAGGUAUUCUGGUUUGUUAUCGAGGGAGCCGCAUUGAAGCACAAUAUUGAUAGGAGAGACGGCCUGCAUAGGUUAGCCAUUUAACCUAACACAGAUUCCAGAGUGCUCUCUCACACCAUUUCCAGUGCCUCCUCCCUGGUGGCUGUAACAGGUGAAGCUCUGGUGUGAGGGCCUGGGAGACCUGUUUUGUGCAGUAACCCAGGGCAACAAGGCUCUGAUGUCAGUUGCACUAUUAAACUAUUUACAGCAUUUUGUAUUAUUAAUAUACAACAGGGUCUUGCGCUCCUAAGAAAAAAUUCCUUUCACUUUUCCAACUUCACCGUUAAUUCACAAAGUUCGCCAAGUUCCCCCAAUUGUGCAAGUGAGCAGGAAUGUUUCCUGUCAACCAAUGUCAACCUUCCUUUUGUACUUAUAAUUCUUGCUCUUUAGUUUUUGUUUCAUCUUCCAUAAACAGUAGACUGUUAUUCUUUAUUGAGCAAACAACCUCUUGUCAGUUUAAGCCAUAGUUUGAACUGUAGGUUCCGUUUCUGGGGUACUGACAGGGCGCAUUGUUUGGACAAAUGAAGUAGCAAGUCUCAUUCAAAGAUGCCAAGAGAGACGCCGUGGCCUGUGAACAACAAACUGCGGACUGUAAGGCUCUGUUGCUAGGAUACAGGAACAGCAGGACCAGCUGUUGCUGGGAUACUGACAUUAGGACGCCGUUGCCUGGAUACAGGGGGCGGGGUUACUGUGACUAAAGCGAGGAAUGUGGAUAAGCCCCGUUGCUCGGAGACCGGGAAGGGAAAGUGCGUCCUGUUGCCCGGAUACCGGCGCUAGGCCGCGUUGCGGCCUGAGAUCAGCGAUGUUCCCCUCGGGCUCUGUAGGGCUGCAGGGCCCUUGAUUCAGUCCAUUUCGGAGGUCGCAGGCUCGGAGCGGCGGGUUCCCCACAGUCGGCUGCAGGAUGGAUAUGAACAUCAGGCACCUGUUGGCAGAAGCGGCGGUCUGCGGCAGCGAUUUAAGUACGUUGAUGAAAGCUUACAACUUAAUAAAAGUCGCCACUGCAGAGAGAACUGCAUCGGCUAGAAUGGAGAUUCUUACCCCAGAUUUAUAUGUGCAGUGUGCUGAACUGGCUUUGCAGUUUAAACGCGAAGAUAUUAGCCAGGAUUGCUUGAACAUGUAUUUUCAGGGAACAUGCCCUCAAAACCAGUUUUUGUGCAGGGCAUGCCUUUGCCAAGCUCAACUGUAUGCUCCAAAAACUGCUACAAACAUACAUGAACUGAAUAAAGCUUUGCGGUACAUACUUGAGGCCAUACAACAUGCAAGAAAGGAAAAAAGAUACAACUUCCUCAUUUACAAUGCCUCUGUUAUAUAUUGGAUGGUGAUAAGGCUAUUUUUAAAGCCAGGCUUCUAUACCCAUGUGAUCGCAAGUCUUUCUGAAGUAAUAAAAUCAUUGGAAAUAACUAAAGAUUUGGAUUAUGAAUGGAGGGCUCAAUUAAUGAUAGCACUUCUUGAAUGUUAUUUGGAUGAUGGGAAAAUGCAAGAUGCAACAAACUUUUCAAACAGUACUGCAAACUUCAUUAAAUAUAAUGUUCCCCAUAUGUACCCAAAGAUACUUUCUAUUCAGGUAUUUCACAACCUUGUGGAUUUUAACAAAGUCAGUAAAGAGUUGAAAGGGUCCGUCCAUCUGACAGCAAUUUACAAGAUUCAGAGGUUGAAAUCAAAAUUCAAAGAAAAGGAACAUCCAUUAAACCUCACAGUUCAGUUGAAUCAGAUAUAUCAACUCAUAAAAUCAUGUGAAAGCACCUCAACAACAAGUUUUGCUGGCCUGUCAGAUACAGAUCAAAAGUCAGCUACUACCCAGCUGACAAAAAAUGAAAGGCUAUCUUUGCUGUUGGAGUUGGCCCAUUUUGCAUUAGAAGUAAAACAUUCUGAGAUGGCGUCGUACAUUAUUAAUGAACUCAAAAGUCAUGAACCAAAAGAUAAGGCAACAGCAAUAGAAAUUGAGUGUUUGGAAUCGGAAUCUGAAAUACAAAAGCUGGGAACAAAGGCAGAGAAAUGUACCAAGAGCUUUGUAGAGCAAUCCUUGAGAAUAAUUAAACGAAUAGAUCAAGUCCUGCAGAGUGCUGUACGUGAAGGAAAUGGAGAUCUAAUUCAGACUGUUUGUGUGACUCAGUGGAAUCUUUGCCUACCUUUGCUUGAACCUAAUUUGCGAAAGCAUGUAUACAAACCUCUGGUCAAUGUGGCAACAGCUCUUAAUGAUCUCGAUAGUUUGUUGAUUCAGCUCCGUUGUCAAGUUCACAUAGAAGUAGCUCAGAUUGAGGAAGAUGAAAAUCGGAUAGAAUUGGCCUUGGAACAACUUAAAAAGGCACUUCAAGUAAGUGAUAGAGGGCCUUACAAGACUUACAUCAAACAAGCAAUGCACCGUUUGCAGCUGUACUCAUCCGUUUACACGUCUCCAAAACUGCCAGAAGAUCAAGCCAUCCUGAUCAUUGAACAGGUCAAAAGACACAAUAACUUGAAAUGUGGACAAAGCAAUCGAUCUUUAAUGAUUAAGGCUGGAGGAGCUCUUGCUCCUAAUUUUCAAGAGGUUCUGGAUAGUGAAAAUAAAGCCAAAGUUUUUGUAGGCCGUGGUGACACAGGCUUAAUUGGUUUACUUGCUGCCAAAGUUCAGAAUUACAUGAAUUGUAUACAGAAGACCAAAGGUUACUUGGAAAGACUUGAAGAUGCAAAUGAUAAAUUGAGGGUGGGAAUUUGGACUGACUUAGUUAAAGUUGCUCGUAAGCAAGAAGUUUGGGAUGUUUGCCGUGUUGCUUGUCAAUUUUGCCUGCUGUAUGAUGAUGGACGAUGGAAAUCAGAAAAAAGUGGGGAAGGUGAUAAUGCAUCAAGUAUUACUGUUUCUGAUGCUCAAUUAGACAGUAGUCCUAGGAUCUCAUCAUUGUUUUUACAUUCAUCACGCAAAACAUUUUAUUCUAGUGUUGAUGUAAUCAGACUACUUGCUGAUAUACACUUCAUUAAAGGAGAGGCAACAAUUGAGUUGUUAAGAUCAGAGGGUGCACUGUUCAACAACAAGGCAGUUUUCCCAGGAGACAAACAAACUCAUUCUCCAGGCUUUGUAGCCAAAAAUUUAGAGGAAUCUCCAGAAUGGAUUACUUACAGAAACUGGAUAGAUUAUCUGUCCAAUUCUGCCACACAGAGCUUUCUACGAGCUGCAGAACUGGGUGUGCAAUUAAAUGAAGCAAUCAUUGUAUGCAACGCUGCAGUCUAUAUCUGGAAUUAUAAUCACCACCUGUUAGUUGCUGGGAGAUAUAAGGAGCUUGUGAAACCAUUUCAGGCACUUCUUGAUGCAUUGAAGAAGACAGGACACUGUGGGCAAACUGUGCUUUUAGUAAUGCUAUGCAAUGGUCUAUGUCAAGGCUUGAUUCAACCUUGGAUACCAAUUAGCACUGAAAAAAGUGAAUCUGACAAGGGUUCUCCACAUCCUGAUAAGAAAAAGCCACCUGCAAAAAAACUUGACAAAACAAACAUUCCACGGGCUUUGUCUGUUGAUCCUGCAGGUAUUCCUCACUUAAAUGAAGCUCUCCAGAUCUGUGAAUAUGCGUUACGCAUAACAAAUGGAAGAGUGCCCUCUGAUGUUAUUCCUAUUGCUGUGAGGCAUCAGCUUAUAAUCACAUGGGUCAAGAUAAAACAGCUUCUGCAACAACAGAUAGGACUAAAUCUGGGAGGUAAUGAAGAGAUGACAUGGUUGGAGCAAGGACAAGAUGCAGAGGAAGCCCAGCAAAGUAAUGACAGCCAGAGUUCAAUGGUCCAAGUUCUCAUUGCACUGGAGAUGUGUUCAUGCAAUAGCAACAGGCUGAUGAAAUUUACUGUUCCCAGUCUUCUUGAGUUGGAAAAUAAAAUAUCAAGUUGUUCCUGGACUGAUAAAUUGCUGGAGCUGGAGGUAUGGACACGUUUGAUACAACUUGCAUACCUGAAUAAUGAUGACUCCUUCGUAAUGCAGUGUGCCCAGAAAGCAUUUGAAUUGGAAAAAGAUGUUUCUAAAUCUCCUGAUUUUAAGAAGCAUGAAAAGCAUAAUAAUGCAGUUAAGCAUGAAUUGCUAAGUGUUGUUGCCUGUAUCCAAGGACAGAACUUGAUGAAGACAGGAGUUGGAAAUAGUGAAAUGCGUAUUGCUGCAAUCAGAGCAUUUGAAAUGAGUGCAAGUCACGGAGAAAAGGCUGGAUGUAUGAAACUUGUAAUGAAUUCAGCAAAGCACUUCUGGAAUUCUUGCCUGUCUUUGAUACCAUCUAUUGUGGAAAGAACUAUACUUGAAGAGCCUCUUAAAUCUUUCUUAAAGGCCAUUCACAAUACAUACACCAAAAAUAAAAAGGAAGGAGAAAAGGAAGAAAUGUCUCCAUACCCAACAAUUAAACAGCAAAUACAUUAUUCCAUUCAAGAUCAAUUACUGAUACCUAUUGGUGAUGCUGAAGAUGAUCUCAAGUUAAGGGCAGCAAUGUACGGUCUUUUAUUUCACAUUAAUGCAAAUAAAGGAGACUUGAAAGCUGGGUUAAAGGUGUUGGACAAUGCUAUCAGUGAAAUGCCAAAGACAAAGCAGAGGCUGCUUCUUUUCAAGCAUAGAAUUAUGGUAAAUGCCAGGCUUGGUCGCAAUAUCCAGAUGGAUAUGCAGAAGUUAAAUGAUGAAAGUGAAGACCAUAUAUCUUAUAUGUGGCACCGUGUGGCAGUAUUCUCAAAGGACGUAGCAAAUCAAUUAACUUGCUAUCAGAAUUCAAUUGGUGCAUUGAAGAAACCAGAAAGUAACUGGCAGAAGAUUGAAGAAUUGAUUGAAUUUGGUGAAUGGUUGUAUUGCAAUGGAUUUUCUAUCACUGAUGCUCUCUGUCAGUUAGACUGGGCAGUAGAUAUACUUCUGAGUAUGAAACAUUGGGUAAAACCUACAGAGGAUGAAGAAGAGCACGUAAGGAAUGAGGAUAUGCCAAAAAGUGAAAACUUCAUUCCAGUAAAUCAUCAGCUACUGAUAGGAGCACAAAGUAUUGACACUAACCUGACCUUAGCAGACCUGCAGGAUGUGAGACAACUGGAAACACUGGUUAUAGUGCAAACUAUAAUGGCAACAAUUGCAGGCCGUGCUUCAUCCAAGAAACACUGUUUAAUGGCGUAUGCUUAUGUUAUGUGCAUUUGGCAGGUAUCUCUGGCAUCGGCAAGGAUACUCAUUAGGGAGUUAGCUGCUGCAACUCCUCCAAAGACGACUCGUGUAGACACAGGAACCAAAUCAAAUAAAUCAAAGGGCAAGAAAGAGCCAACAUCUGAUGGUCAAGAGAAAUCUCAAUCAAAUCUACCACCUGCAGCUAUGCCAGCUAAUCCAGCAGAAUGGGCUCUUUAUGUUUGUCCCAGUGAAGUUCGAGAGGCCUUCAAAAGAGGCACAAGUAGUUGCCUGAUCAACAAGAAAAAUAUCUUGAAACCUACCUACACUUUAUUCUACAUGGACUUAUUAGUGAAAGAGUUGCAAAGCUUAUCGUAUACACACCUGACACUGCCCAUUCUUCAGCUUGAAGAAUUAAUAGCCAAGGAAGUACUGGAUAACAAGGGUCUCUCUGACUUGUAUCACCUCAGAAUUACCCAGAUAUGUUUAAAGCUGAAUUUGACCCAGGCUGCUCAGUACCAUGAAAAUAUACCAGGAUCAAUGUACAUCUAUGAUACAGAGCAGACUAAAUGCCUGCAAGAGGUUAUUCGACUGAAAGAUCUGCAUUUAGAGACUUCAGAAGAAAGCAUGCCGACUUCAAAUCGAAGCAUAGUAACAACAACAACAACACAAAUAGCCUCUAACAGUGAACUGAACAUGCAAUUUUCUGCGCCUGUGUUAACCAGAAAGAAACUGAGUGAUGUUUGUGUGAUGGAUAUGUGGAUCAAUAAAGCAGAAACCUUACUGCAGCUUGAAUUUCACCAACCUGCCAGAGUUCUGUUAUCAGAGACCUGCAAAUAUGCAAAGGAACUGGAGAACAAAGAAGCUUUGGCAAAUGCCUUUUAUCUUCUGGCAGUUCUAGCUAACCAUGAAAAGAAUUUUGGUCAGGCGAAACAGCUCUUAAAAGAAGCUCAAGACAUUGGAGGAAAUGAAUACUUCUGGUACAAUGUUAUUACUUGUCUAGUGAAUGCAAUUCUUGGAGAGAAUCUCGAAGAUUCGAAGGAGGAGGCUUGUAGGAUCUUAAGACAGGGAAUUGGAGCAUACAAGACUGCUUUAGAAGAGACACCAAAUCGAGCUUCAGUUCUUGAAUUUAUGAUAACUUCAAUGGAAGCCAGGUUGACCUCCAUUGAGAUAGAAUCCAUGAAGGCAUUAGGUGAUAUUAAAUUAAAGAAACCUGACAUUAUGGAAAAGCUGAUUUCUGCUUGUGUUAAAAUGGAACAUUAUUCAAACAUUAUGAUGCAACAUGGAUACAGAGAAGAAUCAGUGGACUUGAUGACUGAACGUGUUGGUACACUAAUCAUCAUCGCUAAAUGUAGUGAAGGAGAGGAGAAAAAACAUGCUCAUCUGUUGGAUGCAUAUGCACUGAUACAAAAGGCCAUCUGGAUUGAAGAAGAUGCUUUCAAUGACGUGAUGAGAUUGUUACCACUCAAAGCGAUGACAGGUGUAAGUUUACCUUUAAUGAGAAAGCUGGCCUCUCUUAAGUUAACUUUUGUACAAUUGGUUUUGGACAUGCUUGAACUAAUUACCGCAAAAGACAAAAAGGAAGCUGAAUCAGCAAAAAGCAAACGAUUGCUACAACUAAUUGUAGAAGAAUUUGUUAGUUACACACCUGAUUACACACCUGUAGAAAAGCAAUGGAUGGCUGUUUCUAAGUCAUUAGGACAAAAAGCUUUGGCUCAGCUUCCGAGUGCAUAUAGCCUCAGCAGCGGCUCUAAAGAGCUUAGAGCAAAAUGCCUGUAUCUAACUGGGAAAUGUCUUCGUUUAUUGGCUGUCCAGAUAGACCCAAUUAAUCCAGGCUUUGUUUGGGUUCAGGACACCCUGGAGAAUAAAAAUGGCCUGUCAAAAGAAGUGAAAUCCAGAGAAGGAAAUGAAACAUUGGAAUCUAACCAUGAGCAUACAGACUUGCAACUCACAACUCAGGACAAAAAUGGACAAGUUGAAUCAAAUCAUGAGCAUUCAGAAGGGCAGCUUUCAGCUCAGCAGCUGGCAAAGUGCAUUGCAAUUGCUAAACAGAUUAAGAAAAAUCGAGCCAUUGCUCAAGUUUACUGUGCUCAUGCCAGUGAAGUUUUGUUACAGUCUAUGAAUCUGGCAUUAAACAGCAAGCUUACUAAAAUCCUUGCAGCAGCCAGCCUCGACAUGGUUGAAUGUUUUGGACAAUUUGACCCAGUUUCUGGGAGUCAAUAUUUAGCAUUACACCAGAGUUGCUUAGCAUCAAUUAUGCUAAGAGAUACCUUGAUCAAGACUGGAUAUGAUACCAGCAGUUCCCAGCUUGUAGCAUUAUUGCAUCUUCAACAAAAACUGGAGAAGGAUGGAACUAUGAAAAAUAUGCUCAAGACAGUUAAUGAAAGGCUUAGCACAAAUUUUGAGGCCUGGAAAAAUACUAUAAUUCAACCACAGCAUCUCAAUUUUUUGAGUGAAUUUCCUUCCAAUUUUAAUAUAAUUGUUCUUCAACAUUCUGAAGACAGAUCUCUGUUGUAUGGAGCACUUCUUGAAAAACCUAAACAAAAAUCCAUUGCUGAGAAAAAGGCAAAAGGACGUCAAAGUCCAGGUCCAGGUCCAACACAAGCUAAAAUUUUUCGUGUGCCUGUAAAUCCACAACUAUUUUCAAGUUUAAUUGCAAAGGUCUCCAAUUAUAAGAAUAAGUUGGCUCAAAAUCUGUUAAAAUUUGAAAACCAAUAUAAUCACAUAAUGCAAAGGAAGAAGAUAUUUCAGAAAUUACAUGAAGAUAUAAAUCCAGAAAUGAAAACAAAACCUACACCGAAAUAUGAGCAUAUGCUUGAUGAAGAUUUCUCUGGUAUUAUCGAAUCAAUGGAAGAAUACUUGAAUCCUCUUUUGUCGCAGUUUAACUUUACAUUUACUCUCCCAGCAACUCCCCUAGUAACAGGAAUGGAUUCAGCGAAAUCAAAACACAAAAAGCAAGAGGAAAAGCCAAUGGGUGGGAAAUCAACUCCAGGUCAGUCUCAAGAUUUAGGAGAAUUUGUAAUCCUGUUGGCUGAUAAACUCUUGUUGGAGCUACCCUUGGAGGCACUGAAAGUUUUCCAGAAAGAAGUAAUCAGCUCGAUCUCAAGAGACUUCUCAUUACAAUUGCUAUACAAUCGGCAGCACAGAAAUGAGUCAGAAACUCCGAACACAAAGGAUGUUAAAGGUGCCAGAGGAGCAGGAAGCCAAAAGAAAAACAUUAAAAUGGUAGCUAUCGAUCGUGUUGUGCCUCCUAGUUGUUUUCCAGUAAAUACUCACAACUUCAGAUAUGUUGUAGAUCCUUAUGAUGAAACCAAUGACUUGGAGUUGUUCAGUCCUGUGAAAGUAGUGACAGGAAUAAUUGAAACAUACAGUUCACAAUUCACAGGGCGCUGGGCAGGAGUUAUGGGAUGUGAGCAUGUUCCUAGUCAUGCAAAAUGGGAAGAGCUGUUAAAAAAUUGCAGUGCAUUCAUCUUUUAUGGAAAGGAACAUUUUCUGGCAAAUUUAUUGCCAUCAAAAAUUGUCUCUAUGAAUUUCCCAGAAUGUCAGUUGGUGAUUCUUCUUGAUCUGGUCCAGACCAGUCAAAGCUACCGACGACAGUCAAUACUAGACAGAGCAAAAAGUGCAUUACAUUUGUCAGCAGAGGGGCAAAUGGAUACAGCAAUACUCCUAAGCCUGACUGGUGUUCGUUCUGUUAUGCUUAAUCAGUGGUAUAGUACACUUCAGGACAAUGCAGUGAAGUUUAAGAAACUGUCAAAAAAUUUGUUGGAACUAGGGAAGACAACUGGUCAAACAAUUCUUGAAAUUGCCAAAACUGGAAGGAGAAACAUUUCUAAAACGGAUACUGAAUUUUCUUCUGAGAAUCCGUUUAUUUCAGGAUCCAGGUUUUCCACCGUGAAUGAUAGACAUCUUGGUUCUAUAUCUGAGGAUUCUAGCGACGAGGCAAGGAAGUAUCACCCAGAAGAAUAUAUGACUCAGCAAAGUGCUUUUAAUUUCAUACUCUAUGGACUGCCAAAUCUUAUUGUCACCUGAGUUGUUACAAAUGAAGUACUAAAUUUCUGAGUAUAUAUUGUUGCAAAUCUUUUAGAAUUUUCAGUGUUAACUUCUAAAAAUACAGAAUUCAAGUAAUUUUAAUAUUUCUGUUAUGCAUUUUAAAAAUAUUUUGGUUGGAUUUAUAAGAUUUCAAUCAGCAGUUCUUAUUUUUAACAAGUUUAUUGUGUGAUUUUAUUUUCCAUAUUGAAUGUUUUGGCCUAAAUUUUCUGGUUAAUGGAAUAUUUCAUAUUCUAUUAUUUAGUAGUUUGAAGCAAUGGUAACAAUUGUGGGAGCAUAGCUAUAUUUUCUCACUGGAUUCUGAAAAAAAAAACAAUAAAUAAAUGAUCAAGUAUUUUGCAUCAGUCUUCUCUGUGGAAGACACUAGCAGUGUGCCAGAAGUUCGAGAGUGUCUGGGAGCAAAUGUGUGUGAACUUGCUGUUACUAGGGAGAAGAAUCUUGGGAAACUGAAAAGUCUGAAGGUAGAUAAGUCACAUGGACUAGUUGGUGUACACCCCAGGGUUCUGAAAGAGGUGGAUAAAGAGAUUGCAGAGAUGUUAGUAAUGAUCUUUCAAGAAUCAAUUGAUUCUGGCGUGGUUGCAGAGGAAUGGAAAAUUACAUAUGUAACUCCACUUUUCAAGAAGGGAGAGAGGCGGAAAGAAAGUAUAAGCCAGUUAGUCUGACCUCAGUGGUUGGGAAGACGUUGGAAUUGAUUGUUAUGGAUGUGGUUUCGGGGUACUUGGAGGCACAUAAUAAAAUAAUCCAUAGUCAGCAUGUUUUCCAUAAGACAUAGGAGCACCAACCUGAUUUUCCUGAUCUACCUGCAUAAUGAAAUCCCCCAUGACUAUCAUAGCAUUCUACUUUGACAUGCAUUUUCUAUCUCCCAUUGUAAUUUGAAGACCACAUCUUCACUCAUGUUUGGGGGUCUGUAAGUAACUUCCAUCAGGGCUUUUUUUUAACCCUUGCAUUUCCUUAGGUCUGCCCACAAUGAUUCAACACCUUCCAAUCCUAUGUCAUCUCUUUCUAAUGAUUUGAUUCCAUUUCUUACCAACAGAGCAAUGCCAUCCCCUCUGCCUUCCUGCCUGUCCUUUCAAUACAAUGUGUGUCCUUGGAUGUUAAGCUCUCAGCAAAAAUCUUCUUUCAGCCAUGACUCAGUGACGCCCACAACUUCAUAGAGGUACAGUCGUACAUGCCAAUCUGUAACUGCGCUACAAGUUCAUCUACCUUAUUCUGUAUACUGUGUGUAUCCAAAUAUAACACCUUCAGUCCUGUAUACACCUUUUUUGAUUUUGCUCAUCUUUUACAUUGUAACUCAUCCUGUUGACUGGAGGUUGAUGACCAGUGGUGUUCCACAUGGGCUGUUCUGGAACCCCUUCUCUCUGUUAUUUUUAUGAACAAUUUGGAUGAGAAAGUGGAAUGGUGGGUUAGUAAAUUUCCAGAUGGUAUGAAUUUUGAUUGUGUUGAGCAUAGAAGUUUGUUGAGGGUUACAACAGGUCAUUUAUUGGAUGCUAAGCUAGGCUGAGAAAAGGCAGAUGGAGGUCAAGUGUGAAGUUAUUUACUUUGGAAGGUCAAAAUUGACCGAUUGUUGCUGGGCGGCACAACCUGAAGGCCCUAUUCUUCACUGUAUCUCUACAUAAAAAAUAAUUUUAAAAAUAAAGAUUAGUAAAGUGAAAUAAAACACUGAGCUGCCUAACUUUUCUAGAGAAGAACAAAUUCAAUUUUUGGAUAUUACCUUAGAGAUGGGAUUGUGGGAUGUGCUAAGGAAAGAGAAAAGUUGAGGAAAAGUUGAUGGAAACCCUGGUAGAGCAGUAUAGAUUUUCAGCAGAUGGAAGAAGUUUGGACAAGGAGGAGAAGGUUUUUGGAAGAGAUGCAGCUAAAACAGGAAGAUAAGUUUAAGGUGAGCACUGAGAAGAGUAAAUGUUAGAAAAAUGGAAUAAGCAGAAGUUAUGAUCGAGAUAGCAACAACAAUGUAGAACAGGUAUGUUUGAUGCCAUACAGAUAAUUACACAGUACUAUCACAGACCUGGGCUUGGAGGCAAACAGGAUGUUAUGAAAGGACUUUAUUGAUAUAAUUGAAAGCUGUCAUAUUUUUGAUUAUCAGUGUUAACAUGCAUAUUAUAAUGUACGGAUAAUGGGACAAAAGAAGGUCACUGUUGGUGGGAAGUGUACAUUGUACAUAAAUAAUGUACAGUAUAAGGGAAUUUUGCUACAUAUGAAAUAAAUAUUUUAGAAGUUCAAUGGGAUUCACAGUGGACAGGAGCGAAGGACAGAUAGGUUUAUGAGCUAAAAGGAGGGGAUUUGGGAAUUGUGAGGAAUUAGUAUGAAAGGAAAGUGAAUAGGAAGGAAGUGGGUGACUCAUCACAUAAUUAGAAGUAACUGAGAUAGCUAGACAGCAGGUAUGGAUUAACUGUCAGUCGAAACUCUGUGUCAGUGUAUAAAAAGAUCUCACCUGCUACUGGGGCCAGAUGUCACCAUGAGAAAACUAUAAUAGUUGGGCCCAGAGUUAAAGCUGAUAAGUGCUGGAAUGCGUGCAGUCACUGCUGAGUUGCAUAUUGGAAUUAUGCUGUUAACUCAUUGAAGGAUCUUCGCAGAACCUGGAGCUGUUCUUUUCCAGCAGGCAAGUUACAAUCAGUCAGGUUUCAAUAUUUAUAAGCAUAACUAUUUGACAGUCAAAGGAUCAUCAUUUAUUUCAGCAAAUAUAAAAUAACUGAAUGCCCAAAUAUCCAAUUUGCAAGCUUAGACAGCUCUCAUACAAGUUAAUUUUGUGGCCAUCAAAGCCCACAAACUGGUUCUGGAUGUUUAUUAUUCAAAGGCAGAUGAAUAAGAUGGUGCCAGCAAAUAACACAGCCUAAGGCAAAGUCCUUCGGACAGCUCACAAAACUACUUCUUUUACUUCUUCUUCAAAUAUAGUUCUGCUACUAUUGGAACCUGUGACUUACAUUUUAAAUUUGUGUUUUCGGGCUGAUUGAGUGAUCUAGUACUCAGAGGGAGUUGGAUGAGGUUUUGAGUGGAGUGUGCACCCUGGAGGCCAAGAAACCUGGAGAUGGAAAGUGAGCCUAGGAGUGAUUCUAUUUCUUGCCACUGCUGCUGAUUGAAGUGUCAAGCAAGAUUGAAGUCAAUGACAAGAAGGCAAGCAGGUGUGCCUGUAUUUGAGCAGUCUAUCUCUCCUUCUCCUUCUUCUCACUCACUGCUGCUGGAGGAAGGUGCCUGCAUGUGACUAUCUCUCUCCCUCUCAUCCAGUGUGGAUUACACUCUGUAGUUCACAUUAUAAUGUGUUUCAGGUUUCUGGUUAUUUUUUUAAAUUUUCAUUUUGCACGAUUUUGAUCAGAGAAGACUGGCUCUGUAGCACGCAGACAACAAACGACACAGCGAUGAACUGAACAUUCCUACACUGUUUCAAUUACUUUAUGGUUUGAUGUUUUAUAUUUCACGUUUUUCACUCUUUUUUUGCAUUUGUGUGUUUUGUUCUAUUUUUUAUGCAUUUGGUGUUUGAUGUUUUUCUUUGAACAGGCUUAAUGCUGCUGUUUUGUGGUUGUCUGUGGGAAGAUGAAUCUCAGUUUUGUA
Hypanus sabinus (Atlantic stingray) is the source of this 13030-nucleotide messenger RNA. RefSeq names its product cilia- and flagella-associated protein 46. Lineage: Eukaryota; Metazoa; Chordata; Chondrichthyes; Myliobatiformes; Dasyatidae. Bases 1271 to 9469 code for a protein of 2732 amino acids. The transcript is spliced from 60 exons. The record is from RefSeq and is a predicted model, not a curated record. Gene Ontology annotation, biological process: cilium movement involved in cell motility; axoneme assembly. Gene Ontology annotation, molecular function: protein binding.